AUGAUCAUCAGAAAAAGAAGAGUUUUUGUCAUUUUUAUGAUAGUAAUAUGGCUUUUAGGAAUAAUAUAUUUUAUAUCAGAUUCUGGAUUUCUUCGCAACGAUCCACCGAAGGUAGGUAAUUAUGUUAUUUUUCUUGUAGAUAAAACACACUCCGUCCGUGGCGGGGAAUGCUAUGCGCCAUGGGGAAAUGGGAUAAAAGACUAUUUAACGAGGAUAAUGAUUUAGUUAAACCUGACGACUGUUUUUACAUUACCCGGAAAAUUGAUUGGUAGUUCGUGAAAAUUAGAGACACUUGAUCGAACAAUGUAUAAAAUGAGGGAGCUAUUAAUUGUUCACCUUAACAUCAGUGUGCCAUGCAGAAGUCAUAUCUGUAUUCCAUGUUGAUAGACUUAUAUCAGCUGGAAGGUCUCUAAUAAAGUGAUUUAAUAAUCAAACAUUGCCCGUAUGAUUUCAUUUAUAAUUUAUCCUUUCCUGAAACGUCCCACAGCGAAGGGUACGUAUUUCCAAAGAAGAGAAAUGGGAGACUUCUAGAGAAGGCUACCGACAAGAUUUCUUGUAAGCUAUGCUGAAAUGAAUUCUAAAUUACUAACGAUGUCAUCAGGCCAAGCUUUCUGAAGUAUGGUUGCGCUUUUAAUUCUUAUGUGACGAAAUAAUUUUUGGUGGUUUGGUGGUUUCUUAAAAUGCAUACAAGAACUAAAGAUUUUUUAAAAAACAUUUUGAUUGUUGCUAUAAUGUGUCUCAGUCAAACCUCUAAAUUGUUGAUCUGCAUGUGCAGUGUAAUACAGAUCUAACUAUUACUUAUCUAUUAUAACACGAGAAAUCAGAAAGAAAAAAUAAAAUAAAUAAUUUUCAUUACGGUCAUUUAAUAUUUCUGAAAGGAAAAAACAAACAAUAAUUGUCAAUUAUUAAACAAAGUAAUAUAUUAAUAAUAAAAAUGUAUUUGUACAUUGUUCUCACAAAGCAUUGUUAUGAAUCUAGAGUGCUGCUAACUAUUUCACAUUCAUUUUUAUGGAUUUGUUUGAUAAAGACUAUUAUCAUAAGUAUAGGCUGCCUUAAAUUUAUGUUUGAAAAGUUGGUGUGUCAGGGUCCGAAAUUAACUUUUUAAUACAGGCGCCAACUGGCGAUCAAGUAUGAAUUUUUGGUCGCCAGAGGGCAAAAUUUGUGGUCGCCAAAUAUUCCCCCUCCCUUUUUUUCAAAUAACAGUUACAACACAAAUAAAAAAUGCAUGGUAUGGACGUUUUUAUGCUAAAAAAUUGCACUACUUCCGCUCCUGAUACUAGAAAGCAACUCUAGGGGCCCCACUCACAUAUUUUAAUGACGGGGGGGGUCUGACAGAGGUUCAUAUUUUAUGCCCAAAAAAAUCCUCACUUCAGAAUUUGUCUACCCAAAAAAAUCCCUACUUUUUUUAGCAUACCCCAAAAAAUCCCUCAGUGUUUUUGCAUCAGCAAAUUUUAUUAUUUAACUUCUAGAACGCUAAAACAUAUCAACUUCAACUUUGGUUUUGGUCAAAAACAAAACUAUAAAUUGCGCUUACCGGUAUGUUAUUUUUGAUUUGAGCUGAUGAAAAAUACAAUACCCCAAAAAAUCCCUCUGUUGUUUUUGCGACCCAAAAAAAUCCCAGUGUCUUUCAUAGACCCAAAAAAAUCCCUUUUGGCCAAAAUGUCAGACCCAAAAAAAUCCUUCGGACCCCCCUGUCAUUAAAAUAUGUGAGUGGGACUCCUGGGAAAGCAACCAUACGUGUACGAGUGAAGUCUUAUUUUUUUUCCACAAAUUACUUCUUGGAGAUAUAAAGCUAUCUGACCUAGAACGUAGGAACAGAAAGCUGUCUGCCCAUGAUCGACUGCAAUGAUCAUAAUUAUCAAAACUCUAUCUUCUUCCAAUAGCUACCACGAAACACGAAACACGAAACAUAAACACGAGUCAAGCUGCCAUGUUGCUUGUACCAGGCCACAACUGUGCCACAUUACUCGUACCAGUCAACAAAGUACAUAAAGUACUCACCUUAUUUUUUCUGUCACCGUAUUUCAGCUGUGGAAAACAACAUGGCGGCUUGGAAACGUACAACUCGUAUUGAUCGUAGCUGUUGUGGAGGUAUUAUUACAGGAAGAUUUGUUUCAAUUUUAAUUAAAAAAUAUCAGUGGGACAAAAAGUAAGACACCUGGGCUGAGUUACUCAAAGCAUGGUUAGCUUUAAACAUUGGUUAAGCAGUAUCAAAACCAAUACGUUGUCAAGGUAUUAAACGCUGGUUAACACUAACCAUGCUUCGAGCAACUGGGCCCUGUUGGCAGAUACAUUCGAAGUUUCUCUGAACGUUAAAGUCCACAAUAACAACCAGGUUUACAAGUUGCUAGUUGCCAGCUAUGAAAUUCUGGUCGCCAGGACUGCAUUUUUAGUCGCAUUGGCAACCAGGAAGGCGCAAUUUUGGACCCUGUGUGUGCUGACUUAAUUAACCUGCAGCUACAUAUAGUGGCACAUGUACACUUGGAGUUUCUUCUUAGUAUAGAUUUAUUUUUAUAGCACAACCCUUUUCUCUCCUUUUUAACCGCGGCAGGAUUAUUUCAGUCGGUAGAGCACUUGACUACAGAGCGGAAGGCCACAGGUUUGAUUCCCGGGGCCGAACCAAUACUCAAGGUCUUAAAAUAACUGAAAAAUGCAGGUACUCCCUUUGCACUGCAAGCAGCUAGGCCUUCGCAUGGCUCAGAUGAUCACGUAAAAUGACAGUCCUGUCUCCAGUUGGAGACAUAAGAAUAGUGUCCCCAACUAGUACUGUUGCACUAAAUUCCUUGUCACUCAAAUAAAGUGCAUUUUAUUUUUCUUUUAUACUCUUAUGUUUUCAAUCUUUCUUAAAAAUUUAAUCUGCCGUACAGUAUAAAGUUGAAGAGAAGAUUAAUACAUGGCUUAGAGCCCAGAGCUGUAGGGUUCUAACUGUGGUGUCCCAUUAGGCUAUUAACUUCUGGCUAAGAAAAUAUUCAAGCUGACAAAAUGCUUCCUAGUAUCAUAUACAGCUUCAUAACUACAUGGACAUUAUGGAGUAUCCUUUCUAGGAGUGAGUUUCAUUAGACCACAGCUUUUCAGUUGCUAGUCUACAAAAAUGGUAAACAUUAUUGAUGGAACAUUUUUCAAUUUGACAAGCUUAUUUAUAUAUGUACCAGUAUUAAUUCAAUAACAGUUCUAACAGGUUGAGCACCUGAAACUUAAUGAGCCAAAAAUCUAAUGAAGGCAAUAGUUGCAACAGCAAUACCAAAGUGCUUGAAGGUAUUAAUGGACAGCCAAGUACUGCUUGUAAUGUUAAAGAAAAAAUAGAAAGCAUAUGACAUUAGUUUGUUCAGUAUUUCUUGAAAAUAAUCAACAGCACAGUAUGCAGCUUUCUGUUAUUUCAUGUUAUAAAUUUUUUAUAUCCAAUGUUUGCCACAAAUGGAGAGGUGCUUGAAAACAGACCCCAAGUGGUUACUAAUCUCACUUUAAAUUUGCCCAUUUAUUUGACAAGCAAACAAACAGAGGUCAUUUUUAAUUCUGUGGAGAAUCUGCCAGCUUUAUCAUGGCCUUAUCUCCUGGCACUCACCCAGGUUCAAAUUUAUGUCCUGUGAGCCUAUUUUAUUUUUCAAGAAAUGUCUCUAUUUCCUGGCCUGUAGGACAUAUUUUGGCUUCAAUGACAUCCCCUCCUAAUGCUCAUGUACGUCUUAAUACACUGAAGUGCUUUUUUCCACAUUGUAUGUGGAGGUGUGUGUGGCCGAGUGGUUAACACAUUGAACUCUGAAUCUGAGGUCCAGGGUUCAAGCCUCGCCCAUCGGUUGUUUUCUUAGACAGGGAACUUUACUCCACUUUGUCUCUCUUCACCCAGGUGCAUAAUUGGAUACCGGUGACAUACUGUCAAGGGAUAACCCUGCGAUAGACCAGCAUCCCAUCCAGAAGGGAGUAGCAAUACUCCUGAGUGCUUCAUGCUAAUGAAUUGAAACCAGGGGGCCUUUGUCUUGUGUGCGCCUUUACCUUCCACAUUGUAUAAGGUGUUCCUUUACAGUCCACUCCUCUGCAUCUCCCCUGUGCAUUUUACUGACCUUCGAUCCACAAGAGGGUAGUGUUGAUACCAAUAUUUCCCCUUGGAAGUUAUCCUUUCCUACAUGUUUGUGCUUUAGUAAACAGGUACAUCACAUGAAAUAUGGUUUAAGAGCUGCACUUUUACUUGUUUGCUUGAAUAGUCAAUCCGACACAAAGUCCAUCAAACAUCAGUAUCUUAUUAAGUGCCUGCGAAAUAAUCACCUUUUCCUCUUCUCGAAAGCACAUUUGUCUGACCAGGUCUUCAUUUUAGUUAGACAAACUAGAGUAGUUGUUGACUUUAAUAUAUAUUAAUUUUAAAUUCCUCUUCAUUUCUUCAGCUACAAAAUGAUAGUCUUACUAGCUACAAUCGGCAACAAAAUUGUUGAGACAUUGUACUCAAAUGGGGUAACUUCAGAGAACAAAGCAAUCCACACCUCUUAAUUUGAAGUUGGGGUGUUUCUGUAGGUAAGCUCGAACAGUGGCACAACAUUGCAUGGAGGGGAUGGGGGAGGAAAAGCUAUAUUGUCCCCUUUUGAAGUCUGUAAGACGUCAGAAAGCCCCUUUAGGGGUGAAGUGUCUCAACAAAUUUUGUCACCGAUUGUUGGUAAUGUUCUUUCUGGUCAUCUUGUCACACUACUAAGAUUUUGUUGGACAUGUACAGAUUUUAAUCAGAUAUUGUUCAAUGACUUGUAGUUAUUUGCAGUUCUGUUAUUGUGGGCCACCAGAGCAGCCAUCAAUCCUAAUCUCCAGGUCACUGUUACCCACGCAUGGCACAUAUGUAUAGCCAGCAUUUUUCUUUACUACCACUAAGAAUGAAUGGAGUGCAUUGAGUGUAAUCACGGACCUUGGACCUUGUAUCAUUCACCAUCUGAUCAUACACAUUUUGACCUUCUAUCACCUGAAACUUUUGGAAAGCCCAUCAUUGGGGCAAGAGUGUUUCGACCAUCAAUCUCACCUGCACUCCCUUACCUUUGGUUAUGAAGUACCAGUUAUAGACUAAUUUUUUCCAUGUGUGUACUUUAGUAUGUCCAUGAGGAAAAUGGAGUGAGUAGGCCACCAUUUGAUGAGCAAGCUUAUUUAAGAGGUGGUGCACUGAGGGAAGGAGAGGACAAGUACAAUAGAAAUCAAUUUAAUCAGGCUGCCAGUGAUGCAAUUGGUGGAGAUAGAAGUGUUCCAGAUACAAGACAUUCACAGUAAGGUUUAUAACGCUGUAAUCGGCUACAAAAUUGAAUCAUGAAAAUUAGCUUAGUCUCCCUUUGAUUAACAAGCACACAUAUAAAGCAGAUGAAAGGAACAAUCUUCCAGUAAUAUGAGGCUUAAUCCAAGGCUGUGCUCUAAGGAACAUUGAAAGGAGCCCAGUUCUUUGAACCUGUAAAAUCUAGGCUACGCAGCACAUGAUUUGUAUGAAAAAUCUAAGAUUUUCUGGUCACCCAAGAGCAAAAGUUAGGUGCCAGGGGCCACUAGGCUUUGCUAGAGCACAGCCCUGUAAUCUGUAUGUUAUUACAUCCUAUAAGUGGAUAGUACAUCCUGUCUGACUUAUGAUAACGAAUGAAAUUAACUCAAACCUUCAAAAUGUUUUUGUUUACUUUAUUACUAUGGAAGAUGUCGAUACCAACAGUAUCCUGCAGAUCUUCCAGCAACGUCUGUGAUAAUAACAUUUCAUAAUGAAGGGAGAUCAACACUUCUUAGAACUGUAAAAAGGUAAAUUCUGCAUUUUUCUGUUUCAUUCUCACAGGUUGUUUUUGUGUAUUUGUGUACUUGUGAAUUAUUUGAAGCAGACAGUUUGAAUUUAAUAAAUAAAAUGUAAUACAUUAAUCUCCUUGUGUGUGUGUUUUUUUUUUACUUCCACCAGCAUUUUAAAUAAGAGUCCUCCGAAGUUAAUCAAAGAAAUAAUUUUGGUAGAUGAUUUCAGUGACAAUGGUAAGCAUAAUUAAAUUUGCAGGGUUCAUACAGUCUUGAAAAGUCCUUGAAUGUUAGGGGAGUCCUUGAAAAGUCCUAGAAUUCCGUUUUCCCUUCCAAAGUCCUUAAAUUGUCUUCAACUUUGCGUGUAGUGGCCUGGAUUGUGUUUUUAAUGCUUCUUAUUAAAAGAAGAAGAAGUUAAAGGUGAUUUGCAUAAAACGUUUUUUGUUUUAUGCAAGAAGUACAUGUAUUCAAACUAUCAAAUUCUUUAAGACAGUAAGUGAAUUGAAAAUUUUUCAUUUCAUGUAAAGCACUUCAGGGUUUUUUUUAUAAUUUUAAGAAGUAUAAAUUAAUAAUCAUAGUAUACCAGUAAUACCUGUAAUUAUUCUAGCUGCAGCCACACUAGUGGCUGGUUGAAUGUGAAUAUCACGUGGUGGUCACUUGACUUUCCUACCAAAUGGACAGAAUGACAUCAUGAAGAGGACAGCCAGGCUGCUCAGCUUGAUGAAUACUCAGUGACGGAUCCACAAAAGGGGCUUUGGGGGCCUGCCCCCCCCCCCCCCCCCCUUAUUUUUUAGACCAAACGGAGGCCCAAAGGGCCAAAAAACAUGUUUUUGAGACCCUCCCCCCUUAUCUCAGGGUCUGGAUGACCGUGCCCCCUUCCCCCUUAUCUGAAGGUUUGGAUCCGCCACUGAAAGUUUCAGUGUACAAAUGCUAUUGAGUUUUAAUUCCUUUUAAAGGCUCGACCACUGAACAUUGAUUACCAAACAUUUUGCCAUCUUUUGAUUUUCAUGAUUAGAAAAAAUAAUGUCUUCUUUGAAUUGAGGUUGUGGUGCCUUGUUUUCUAUGUUUUGUGCUUUAUUGCAAAAUUAAUUGUUAAAUCCUUUUUGUUUUUUAGCUGGUGAUGGAGAGCUCUUGCUUGGUGUCCCAAAAGUUAAACUUAUUAGAAAUGAUAGAAGAGAAGGUACAAAAAUGGCUUGCAGUAUGUAGCCUGACUUAGCCUUUUGUUCUCUAUUAUUAUCAGCGUGCAAAGAAAGUAGUGUCCGAUAGCCUGGGGCUAGUGGAUUUUGCUAUCAGGCUAGUGAGUUCUGUUAUUAACUUGCCCGACGGGCAAGUGAAUUUUUUGAGGAAUUCAAAUUACAGAAGUACUGUCAAAUCAAUCUGCUCAUCAAAACAGUUUUGGGGCUAGUUGAAAUGAUAUUUGGGCUAGUAAAUGUUAGCUUCAGCUUGCUCGAAUGGCAAGCUGUAAAAAUGACUUUCUUUGCACCCUGAUUAUUAUCAUAGAAAUUAAUUUAUUAUGUUUUAUUUUCAGUAAUACAAAUCAUCAACAUUGUUUAUUUUAUCUAAAGUAUUUCAUAUAUUUUUUUAUUUAUUUAAUAAUCACCUAAGAUUUUUUGACAUUUUCUUAUUUCUGAUCAUUUUAUUAGGUUUAAUUAGAUCUCGAGUGAAAGGAGCAGAUAUGGCAUCAAGUACAAUAUUAACAUUUCUUGACAGUCAUUGUGAAUGUAAUGUUGGCUGGCUAGAGCCAUUACUUCAUAGGGUUGUUCAGGUAAGGAGGUAUGCUUGUUAAUUUGGUGAAUGCUAAAUGGCUGUUUUUUGUGUCUAGUAGCCAGCCUAGCAAGCGCUUCCAAUCAAGUUAUUGCUUGUUGCUCUCAUCCCAACUUCGACGAACUUGCGCGGAAAUGCUUGCUAUGCAGGCUAUGUGUCUAGAAACUUUGAUAUGCAUAAUGCAUUCUAGUGUUGAAAGUAAGGUUUCAUCUAGUUUAUACUCUACAUGUAGAUGCACAUGUACAAAGUAGGGAGGGAUGCUAUGUCCAAGCUUUGACUUAAUACAUAGUACAUAUGUAGACCCAGAGGAGUCUAAGUAUGUGUUUCACUGAAAAUAGUGAUUAGAGUUCAAGAAGCUUUGCUACAUGUAAUAGUAAUUCAUGUUAAAUACAGAAGAGUAGUUAGGGUCAACCACUGGCUAUAGUGAUUACGGUAAACCACUUACCCGAAGUGGUUACACGUACACAUACACGUAAAUCUCUUUGUAACAAAAUGUGGUCUGGCUGAGCUGUGUUUCACCUUCUCUUCUCAAACAUAUUAUUUCAGGACAGAACAGUUGUAGUAAGUCCAAUUAUUGAUGUAAUCAACAUGGAUGACUUUAAUUACCUUGGAGCGUCAGCGGACAUUAAAGGAGGUGAGGAAUGUUGUACUGCCGUACUUCUGUAUGUGUCGACAGUCGUUGCACUUCAUGCAUUCACUUUAAAUAAACGCAUAACAAUGAGCCCACUGUGUAGCUAAGGUGUCCUCCGCGACCUUAAGCUCUCUACUAGCUCGGCUUGUGUGUAUGGGCUAUGCGGUUGGUGCGCACUAGGCUACACCCUUUAAAACCUACCCCCGCAUUUAUCAGUAUGCGUAUUCUUUACUGUUCUAAAUACAUGCAGAGUUAUUUUCAUGUUCUUGUGCUUUAGGAUUUGAUUGGAGUCUUCAUUUUAAGUGGGAUAACUUAACGCCAAAGGAAAAGAAGGCAAGAAGAAACACACCCAUAGCGCCAAUCAGGUAAGGCAGCGAAUCGUUCAUUUUUUACGGUCGCCCAACUAGUUUAGCUGUUUAGUUAUUUUGGGUGUCCCACUACUGUAUGUACUGUUUAUUUAUUUAUUUAUAGUUAUAUUCUUGUAAAUUCUUUUAGUUGUCUAUAGUAGUAGAAAUAAACUGUUGUUGUUGUAGCCGUCCAGCCGUUCCAUUCGAUAUCUACGAUUCAAUUUUUUUUUUCAGCCAUUCAGCCGUUCACGAUAUCCGUUCGAACGGCUUAUCCACUCGUUUUUUCAGCCGUUUGAACCGGUACCGUUAGGAACGUAUUCGCGUGAGAGGUCAACUACAGUCUAACCUCUCCUUAUGGACACCUCUAUAAUACGGACACUUCUCUAUUACGGACAGUUGUUUUGGUCCCAGAAAUACAGAAAUCAUACAUUCCCUACCUCUAUAAUAUGGACACCCCUGUAAAGCGGACACUUGGUUCUGUCCCUUUAGUGUCCGUAUUAAAGAGGUUUGACUGUAUAAGAUACUUACGGUGAAUGAUCAACGUAAGUGUCAUGUUUUCAUAAAACACUAGCAAUGCCAUGCACAUUUAAAGAAUCGUCCUUCAAAAUAAUUAGAAUGUUCAAAGAAGGUACAUCUGUCAUAUUUUAGUAGAAUACUUGGAAAGUGAACAGUCCAUUAACUUUUCGGUCGUUAUUGUUUGACAGAUGAAACCUGGAGGUAAAUUUUUCAGCUUGUAAAAUAUUCCGGCGCGCGCAUUUGAUAUCUGCCAAGCGCGGACUAGAUGCGGAUUGUUCUAGUCUGCUUUUCUCUCUACUCUUCGGAUUGUUCUAGUCUGCUUUUCUCUCUCGCGGCGGCGAGAGAGAAAAAUGAGCUGUAGUCCCUCAUUUUUCUCUCUCCCCGCCGCGUGUCGCGUUUUCUCACGUGCGGUGAUUUUCACGCGCGCUCGCGUUUCGCUCAAUCUACAAUCCCUGAGGAAAAAUGGGGGACUACUGAUAGUCUACCUUUUCCCAACGUAUCUUUUUUACAUGUUACAUUCGUCCCCAGGACUCCGAUGAUAGCUGGAGGGCUGUUCAUGGUGGAAAAGGCUUGGUUCGAGACGCUCGGGAAGUACGACGUCAUGAUGGAUAUAUGGGGAGGAGAGAACUUUGGUGAGCUUGUUGAUAAAACGAAUAAUAUAAACGUUGUUCACGGGGCCUUUUUUACCCAUUUACUCAUAAUAUGUGUUGACUGUUUGCAGAAAUCUCCUUCAGAACAUGGCAAUGUGGAGGCAGCAUGGAAAUUAUUCCUUGUUCAAGAGUUGGUCAUGUGUUUAGAAAGCGACAUCCUUAUUCGUUUCCAGAUGGAAACGCCAAUACCUACAUGAAGUAAGUUAUGAAUAAUACUGUCGUAAUAUUCUAUUAAUUGCAGUCAAACCUGCCUGGUUUAUGCGGACACUGAGGAACCUUAGACAGUAAAAUUUUAUGUAAAAUGUCUACAAUUUUUCAAGCCAGAACAAAAUUUUAACCUCAGCAUUUGUAAUGUUUGUUAUUUGUUAGCACGUAAAAUUGCUGUAUUGUGGUUCUUUAUGAAGGAAUUUAUUACUGAUUUAUCUAGAAACACCCGUCGUACGGCUGAGGUGUGGAUGGAUGAGUACAAAAGAUUUUAUUACGCUGCUCGUCCGAUGGCUAGGAGUACCAACUACGGCAGGUAAUCAUCUAUCAUUAGAAUGAUUUUUAGUCCAAAACCGAAGCAAAUUAUUUUGCCGCCUAGUCAAAACAGACGACCAAACAAAAGCAUGUAGCCGUCGAAAAGGGCGGGAAAACUGGUUUUUGUUUCACUCGUGAUUGGCUGAAGUGGCACGAGUGUUUUUCAGCCAAUCGCAUCUUGUGCAUUGCAUUGCUACACGAUGUAAUUGGCUAAAAACAUCUCACGUCACUUAGUUUACCUAUUAGAAGAAACAUUGCAAUCACUGGCGAUGCGCACGCACGCGUUUUUCCUUGCGUAACGCCAUCGUGUUGUAUUAAGUUCAGUUUUUACUGGUUUCUAGAUUGGGUUAGUUUGCUAAAACAAUUGCUUCUCCAACCGUUUUUAGUUUUCAACUCAGUCUGAACUGAACCAUAAAACUAAAGAUAAAAUUGACUGAAGAGCACGUAAAGCUGUACAAAACAAUUACUGCUUGUUGUAUGUUCCUUUUCAGAACAGUGCUAAAAACGUUAUAAAUGUAUUUUUAGGAAAGUAGUCAAUAACGACGCCAUGCCCUUUCUUUUCAGUGUCAAGUCAAGAAAAGAACUACGCGAACGCCUAAAGUGCAAGUCCUUCAAGUGGUAUUUGGAGAACGUUUAUCCAGAACUACAGUACGUACAUUUCGUACCUUGUUUCUGGUGUUUAUAGGGAAAAGUGUCUAUGUCUGAUUGAUGCUUAAAAGUAUAGUGGACUGUACUUUUUGAUCGCUGGGAAGCCGCCCAUAUCAUAAACUUUUUUUGCCUCUUUUGUUUUGUUUGUUUGUUUGUUUUUUAAUGUAAUUUGUUUAUAAUCUAUCAACAUAACAUUCAUGACCCAUCCACGGCUUUGGUGGGAACAGGUGCCCUACAAAAGGUGGACUACCUUAUCAAAUUUUUCCUGUGUCUUUAAUGAAACUUUAUUCGUUAAUUUACCUGAUUUCUUCUUCUUCAUGUUUUAAAAUGACGAAAAAAGUCAUUAACAUAUGCCACAAAAAAAGGAAAGUGACACUGCCACUUUGACAUUAUCGAGUCUGGCAUCGCAUCUCAGUUCAACGAAUUCGUAUUCUCCGCAAACGUCUGGAACUACCACGCGGUCGAGGCUCAUGCAUGCCGCGCAAAGGCUCCUGGGAGGACGUUCGGGGUGUUCGCCCAUGAGCCUCGACUGCAAGUUAGUCCUAGUUUGCCGCCGAAAAUUCCAAGGUGGUUUAUUUGAGAUGAACUCUCUUUUAUUACUCGUAUUUUUCUUUCCUUGCAGAAUUCCUGACUCGCAGGAUGUAGCGUUCGGUGAACUCAAACAAGGGAAAAAAUGUUUGGAUACUCUUGGUGGCCAGGCUGGCGGUUCUGUUGGCAUAUUUGAUUGUCACGGCCAAGCAGGGAAUCAGGUAUAUUGUUCAGAAUAACUUCAUCUGACACUCACUUAACAACGAAAUUUGUCGCAUUGUUUGCAUUUAUUUUGUCACAACCUGUAAGAGUUCAGAUUCACUCGCUGCCAGCCUCUUUUUCAAUACGAGGCAAAGAGCGAAGUUUUUGUCAUGAAAAAAGAUUUGUUCUCAUUCAAAUAAAACCCAUUUUACAUGAAAGAUUUAACGAGUGAGGGUUAUUGGAAAUCUCCAGUGGUCUAUUUCCUUUAAAAUUUAUGAAAAGUGUCACCCUCCGUAAGCAACUGAGAUAAGGAAAAGUUUUGUCUUGCAUUUUUCACAGGAGUGGGCUCUCACGAAAAACAACUUUGUCCGGCAUCAUGAUAUGUGUUUAACGUUAAAGGACGCCACUCCAGGGAAACCAGUCAUUAUUGAAAGCUGCCGAGACGGAGAUAACAAACAGGUUGGUACUUCUGUACAAUGGCAAGGGUUUUUUCAGUUUCCUUCAGUCGCGGUGAUAACCAAAACUGGACAUAUUUGGGUUAGCUGACCUCGGGAAUAAAAGCAAGGUAAACUCGGUAUGGGUAAUGUUUUGGUAUUACUGAAACUACAUGGUUGCGAUAGGAAAGAAGCUACAAACCAAUAAAAAACUAAAUCGUUGGUUAACAAACCUAAACAGGAACUUCAUCGAGACUAAUCAAACACGACUAAGUAACUUUCAAAAUACUUCACAACAACACACACAUUUGGAAGCGUCUGUGUCCACGGAAAAGAUCUUCAGGCAACUUUUGUAACAUUUCUUUUCUUUUUCAGGUUUGGGAACACACACCUCAGCGCUUGUUACGUCACAAACAAUCAGGACUGUGUCUGGAUAGUAAAGACGUUAAGAGUGGAGAGCACGUGACCACAGACAGCUGUGAUAACAACAAAUACUCCCAAAUAUGGCAGUUCUCUCUCACUAUGGUAUAACAUUAAUGGUAUUCUAGUAUUCGAAUAAAUCUCUAAUGUACUGUAAAAUAAGACAUUUUUAACCAAAAAAAAAAACAAAACAAGCCUAAUGUUUCCAGAACGGCAAACAGAGGCCUGUUAACGAAUAGUUUAGCCCGCGUUGUAGGCAUUCUAAAGAAUGGAGGAAAGAGGAAAUUCCCGACUGCUCUUAGCUUGCGUUCCCGUGUGCGCAAUUUACCUCCCUUCCCUCCGUCGUUUCCUCUUCCCGUUUCGUGGCCGAAAGUAGGCCGAAAGUAGAAUAGGCCAUUUUGAGUUACAAACACCCUCGUUUUCAAAAGUCUUACUUUAAAAGUUCCUGGUGAAUGUGAGAUUUAUUUGCAUGAGAAUAAGAAUUCAUUUGCGUAUCUAAGACUUCGCACUGUAACUCGUUUUUAGAGCAAAUGGUUGGCGUAACUUGAAACUGGCCUGUUGAAUCGGCAUCCUGAUAUGGGGCCGCGGCUUCCCAACAAAUAUGUUACUUAACUUAAGUUCAAGUUAAAAACAGAAAUAUUUUUCCGCUGUAGUUUUUAAUGAGAAAGAAACGUAUCGAAAAUGUAAAUUCUCUUAUCCGAUCUUACUCUUUUUCAUUAAAAAUCUUUUAUAAGCAAACCAAACGAACAGUGAUAUAGAUAUUUUUUAAAAUUUUGUACAUCAGCAUGUCAGAUCGAUUGAGAGGCAGUUGAAAAAAAUGAUAUACUAUCUGCUUAAAAAGGGUUGUUACGAUCCUAAAGUUUUUAUUGAUCUCUUGAAUUGAUGAAUUACUUCUGAAACGACAGAUAUUGUUCCUCAGCUUGUUUUCUUUUUUGCAGUGUUUAACUUUUCUUUUAUUUUAGGAGUGUUUUUCUAUCGAGUGCAUAUGUUUAGUGUACAGAAUGUCUAAAACUUUUGUAGAAUCUGAAUAAAAAGUGAAUUGCAGC
Molecule: messenger RNA, 13422 nt
Organism: Porites lobata
Lineage: Eukaryota; Metazoa; Cnidaria; Anthozoa; Scleractinia; Poritidae
Source: the annotation of a GenBank genome assembly